Molecule: messenger RNA, 2110 nt
Organism: Astyanax mexicanus (Mexican tetra)
Lineage: Eukaryota; Metazoa; Chordata; Actinopteri; Characiformes; Acestrorhamphidae
Gene: hoxc13a
Product: homeobox C13a
Exons: 2
Coding region: 155-1075 (306 amino acids)
Biological process (GO): regulation of transcription by RNA polymerase II
Molecular function (GO): RNA polymerase II cis-regulatory region sequence-specific DNA binding; DNA-binding transcription factor activity, RNA polymerase II-specific
Source: RefSeq, a predicted model, not a curated record
CCCGGGGUCGUUAGCAUGUCACGUGCCCCGAGCCUUAAUGAACCGGACGCAGCGAAGGGGUCGGUGUGCGCAUGCGCCCGCGUAAAACUGUAGUUGGAAAAUGAGGCAUCGUCUUGGAGUAGUCGACUUUUAAAAAGCAUCGGCAGCCCGUGAUAUGACGACUUCGCUGGUGCUGCAUCCACGCUGGGCGGACACCUUGAUGUACGUGUACGAAAAAAGCCCGAAUGAAAGUACCUCAAAUAAAAGCCAGACCAUGGAGGGACUGACCGGGAAUUGCCCUGCCACACACUGCAGGGACCUGAUCUCGCACCCCGCGCUGGGGCGCCACUCUGGUACCAUCGCGACGCACCAGGGCUCCGUCUAUUCGGAUAUAUCUUCCCCCGACGCGGCGCGACAGUGCGCUGCGCCCCAGACGUCUUCUAGCGCCUCUCUCGGCUACGGUUACCCGUUCGGAAACCCGUACUACGGCUGCAGACUCUCACAUUCGCACAACGUCAACCUUCAGCAGAAGCCGUGCUCGUACCACCCCGCGGAGAAGUACGCGGAGCCCAACGGCGCCUUGCCCACGGAGGAGCUGUCCAGCAGGGCCAAGGAGUUCGCUUUCUACCCCAGCUUCGCCGGCUCGUACCAGGCUGUCCCUGGCUACCUGGAUGUGUCUGUGGUGCCCAGCAUUAGCGCGCAUCCUGAGCCGCGGCACGACGCCCUGAUUCCAAUGGAGGGCUACCAGCACUGGGCUUUGUCGAACGGCUGGGAUGGGCAGGUGUACUGUUCAAAGGAACAAACGCAGUCGUCGCAUCUUUGGAAAUCUCCUUUUCCAGACGUCGUCCCUCUGCAGCCUGAGGUCAGCAGCUACCGACGAGGACGCAAGAAACGUGUUCCCUACACCAAGAUACAGCUCAAGGAGUUGGAAAAAGAAUAUGCGGCCAGCAAAUUUAUCACAAAAGACAAAAGACGACGCAUCUCGGCUACAACCAACCUUUCGGAGCGCCAGGUCACGAUUUGGUUUCAGAAUCGCAGGGUGAAAGAGAAGAAAUUCGUCAGCAAGUCUAAGUCGAAUAACCACAUGCACACCUAGUGGAAUGUCCAUCUGAAUUUCUGAAUUUUGACACUCUGAUUAUUUUACCUCUUCUAAAAACACGAAUGAAGAACAUGCACUCGAGGCCAUAUCUCAUCCCACCCCCUCAUUCUCAAGUCUUGUUCCACAUUAUUUAAUUUAAAUCCUAAACCAUGCACACAACCUGCUCAUGCUUAAGCUUUUGGGGACAUAGGCAAUGCCCCUAAACUGUGAAAAAACAACAACAAAACAAGUCAUUUCAACGUUUUUUUUAUAUGAAUGUACAUAUAUAAAUAUAUAAUAUUUAAAAUCUAAGUUUAAAAGGGACACUUGAGUUUCGUGACACCUUCAGAUGACACAAAAGGAACCGUGAACUUCCCCCGUGUGUUUAUUAAUGUCUAAAAAACAGCAGAAAAAAACAUGCAAGGACCGAAAACACAAGAACGAAUAUGAGUAGACUUUACUUCUCAACCCGAUGCUGGAGGAGAACUUGAGAACAACCUCAAGUGGCUACAGCAAACGAACAUUGUGAGAUGUCUCGAAGACGAACGUUCACGGAAGGUCUCAGCUUUGCUCCAAAAGCCUUCAAAAAUUCCAAAAAAUAACAAAACUAAAGAAAAAAAGCUCAAUGUUUUGCUGUGGGAUACAUUACUUUCAAUGCCGAAGGUCAACCAGGCUGCUAAUGUUUAACUGUACAGUGCAAUGCCUUUAUUAUUUAAUUCAUAUUCUCGCGAAUGAUGACAGGGCUGUAAAUCGGAAUGUCUCAUGAUAGUCUGUGUGCCACCCCCUCCCCCUUUUCAGCAGUGAAUUGUAUGUAUUUGCCAUGCAACUGGAAUGAUUGUAAGCAGUUCAAUUCAUGUAGUAUUACAGUUAAUGCACAAUCUUUCUUGUUUUAUAAAUAGAAUUAUAUACAGUAAAACAUCGGAGCUGUUCACACACCUUGUUAGUCUGUACCUCUUUCUGUGCAGUAUGUGAACUGUAUUGUGAUGUUUAAUUCCUAAAGUACUGAAUGGAGACGUGUUUCUUAAAUAAAUAAUGACAAUGGAAAGAAUUGGA